AUGAGACGUUUUGGUUUAGCAGCCUUUGAUGAUCAAAAAGAGGGAAAAUAUGAAAGUAUCAGUAACACUGUUUUGGAAAGACAAUCACAGGAGCUGAAUGAACAAUUGGUUGUUUUUCAAGAAAAGUUAAUUACUUUUGCAAAGAAACAUAAUAGGGAAAUACAGGGAAACCCUGAAUUCAGGUCAAAGUUUAUGAGAAUGUGCGCUUCGAUUGGUAUAGAUCCCUUGAGUCUUUUUGAUAAAAAUGAACAUCUGUUUGAUUUGAAUGAUUUUUAUUAUGAAAUUUGCGUAAAAGUCAUCGAGAUUUGCAGACAGACUAAGGAUAAAAAUGGCGGUGUUAUCUCGUUCGAUGAGCUGGAAAAGGGUUUUUUCAGAAAUGUCAAUGUUGAAAUAGGUGACUUGGAGAAUUCCAUCAAGAUGCUCGAGAGCCUCGAAAGCGGAUUCGAAAUAUUUGAAAUACGAGGUAAGAAAUUUUUAAGAAGUGUCCCGAACGAGUUGACUGACGAUCACACCAGGAUUUUGGAAAUAUGCUCCAUACUGGGAUAUGCUAGUAUCUCUUUGCUGCGAGCCAAUCUAAACUGGACAUCUGUUCGAAGUAGAGCAGCCGUUGUCGAAAUGGUUGCCAAUGGAAUUUUAUGGACUGACGAGCAAGCAGACGCAGAGACACUCUAUUGGGAUCCAUCAUGGAUGGUUAAAUCUUUAUAA
Messenger RNA from Zygotorulaspora mrakii, 705 nucleotides. It is a transcript of the gene SNF8, whose product is annotated as ESCRT-II subunit protein SNF8. Gene Ontology annotation, biological process: protein transport to vacuole involved in ubiquitin-dependent protein catabolic process via the multivesicular body sorting pathway. Gene Ontology annotation, cellular component: ESCRT II complex. The record is from RefSeq and is a predicted model, not a curated record. Lineage: Eukaryota; Fungi; Ascomycota; Saccharomycetes; Saccharomycetales; Saccharomycetaceae. The coding region runs from base 1 to 705 and encodes 234 amino acids. The transcript has a single exon.